This is a messenger RNA of Acanthopagrus latus (yellowfin seabream), 4447 nucleotides long. It is a transcript of the gene rtkn2a, whose product is annotated as rhotekin 2a. Gene Ontology annotation, biological process: signal transduction; positive regulation of cell population proliferation; hemopoiesis. Bases 1 to 2061 code for a protein of 686 amino acids. The transcript is spliced from 12 exons. Lineage: Eukaryota; Metazoa; Chordata; Actinopteri; Spariformes; Sparidae. The record is from RefSeq and is a predicted model, not a curated record.
AUGGACGACCAGCGGGACGUUCAAACUUCCAAGCGAAACGGGAGCUCCAGGUCGCUGUUAUCGGCCGGUUCCGCGGUGGCAAUGGAGAUUAAACGGAAGAAAAUACGGCAGAGUACCUUAUUUCUGCAAACGGAGAGCACUAACAUACAAGAAAAGCUUGACUUUGAGAUACGAAUGCGGGAAGGUGCCUACAAGCUGCUCCUUGCCUGUAGUAAGAGAGAACAGGUUCUCAAUGCUUCCAAGAACCUGCUGACCUGCAACGCCAGGAUCAAGGCCUAUCUCACACAGCUGCAGAAGAAGAAAGAGGAGCAGGACAUGAUGGGAGAAUUCAGGAGUCUUUCAGAUGACCGUGUGCCCUGUUAUGCGACAAUUGCAAUAUCUGGGCUGCGACUCCCUUUGAUGUGGAGAGAUUCAGACCACUUUAACAACAGAGGGAGCUCUCGUCGCGUGGCGGUCUUCUGUCUGAUGAUGAUUGGCUCAGAGGUGUUUGACACACAGAUGGUGGUGGUGGACAGAUCAGUCACUGACAUUUGCUUUGAGGGAGUCACCAUCUUUAAAGAAGCAGUUCCUCAGUUUGAGCUGAAGGUGGAGCUGUGGAGCUGUGCCCUGGAGGAAGAGCUCACGUUGGUGAACACGCCAAAGAAACUGGCCAAGAAGUUCCGCAACUCCUUUGGAAAGAGUGCUGGGAAGAAGCUCUGCCCUCUGCUGGACUCUCAAGACCCCGACACCUUCCUGCAGUACAACCCUGUACCCGUUGGAGCCAAGUACAGCCUGCUGGCCUACACUACACUGUGUCUGCCCGAGGCUGAAGGCAGCUUCCAGUCUCACUCCCUCAUUGUUCUCCAAAACGCUGAGUGGUCAUCUUGGCUUCCACUUUAUGGCAACCUCUGCUGCCGGUUGGUGGCCCAGCCUGCAUGCAUGACACAGACUAUGAUGACUGGAUACCUGAGCCAAAAGCAAAGUGUGGAGGGGAUGUACCGCUGCUGCAGGCUGUACUGCGUGCUGAGUGCUGGCUUUCUCUCCUGUUACUUCACUCCUGAAGAAAUUGAUGCUAAAGUGCAGCCCACUCUCAAGGUACCCAUCAACAAGGACACCCGGAUCCGUGUGAUGGAGAAGGAGUCAGCAGGACUGAAAUCCAGGAGUCUGUCCAUCAUGAACCCCUCACCAGAGGGAUCUCACACCAUUGUCUUCACUACAGAAACCAGGGACGAGCUGGAGGACUGGCUGGAUGCCCUCUACCAGCACCUGUAUGAUCAAAGCCAGUGGCUGCACUGCUGCAACCAGCUAAUGAAGAUCGAGGUCGCGUCACCACGGAAACCAUCACUCUUCCUCGCCAAGCAGGCUGAUUCUGUUUACAAUGACCUCAGUAUAAAUUCACCUGGCAAAUUUGAGAGCAUCACAGACAUGAUCCACAACAAGAUAGAGGAAACAGAUGGACGCUUCCUCAUUGGUCAUGAUGAGGAGAAGGAGGCAGCUAACUGGUCUGCUUUGUUUGAUGGGUCCAACUCACUUUUGGUGCAGAAGAGCGUUCUGUCCCAGAGCAAAACCUCCACCCCGUGUUCAAGCCCCAAGCCCAACAACAGCUCUACACCCCUCAGCCACAAGAAGCGCCGUGCCCCACCCCCUCCCUCUGACAGAGAACCUCAUGCUCCUCCCACCCUUCCUGCCAGACCCCCUCACCCGCCUUCUCUUCGUCCUCCUCCUCCUCCCCCAUACCAGGAGAAGGAGAACUCCAGCCACUGCACUUCACGUCCAGCCACAAAGUCCAAAACUGGAAGACCCUCUCUGGAUGCUAAAUUCUCUGCCAUCAUACAGCAGCUCCAGUGGAACAACACUGGAGGAGCCGGAGCCCUCAGCCGUAAAAACGCCCCACUGGGUGUUCUCGAUGUACAACCACAGAGUCAGCAGCAGCCAGAGUACCAGAACCACCAUGACCACAACAGUGAAGCCACAGGUGAACAUGGCUUCCUCAGACCGAGCUACGGUCCUGGGCCUGUUCCUGCACCGAGGAGCAAACUGAGGAAGUCUUUCAGAGAGAGGAUGAACCUGAAAGCCUUGUGAGCUCUAUCAAAGAUUUAACCUACUAACUCUACCUACAUUACCACUAAUAUGAAUAAUAUACAGUAUAUUUGACUGAACCUCAGAAUGUGACGAUAUUUAAGGCAUUACUGUUGGUCCUCAUUUAGAUAAUAAAAGGAAACUAUCACUACUACUAUCAUAUUUGUGUACUAGAUAUGCAGCUGUUCAAAGGUAAUAUAAUCCACCUAUCAGCGUCUCUAAAGCUCACUAAUUAAGGUAAUUACAUUACAUCUCACAGUAAGUUUCCAGGAAGUCACUGCUCCCAGCCAAGAUAAUAAUCCUGCCCACACCUUACUGUAAAACUACAAUUAGUUCUAAUUACUUCAGUUUCUGUACAGAUUAAAUAAACAAGAUAUAACAUGUUAAGUAGUGAGCUUGAGAGGUGCUGGUAUGCAGGUUUUUUUAGCUUUAGAGCGAGUCUGGCAAAAAAAACAUGUAAAAGAAGGAAGGGUUCUUGGUGGCUAUGGUGCCAGCUGUAUUGAAGUCUAUGCAAGAUGCAUGGAGAAAUGCACUAGAACCCAGCACUUCAGAGGGUAGGUUAACCACUAACCCUUCUGUCUUUUUUUUUUUUUAAGAUUCCUUGAGCCAAAGCCGCUGUUUUCAGUCUUUGUGCUAAACUAAGCUAAACAUCUCCUGUAGUGUGAGAUUGAGAUUUGUAUCAAUCGUCUUAUCAUAUUUACCUAAAAUGUCGAACUUGACCUAAAGAGGAUAGGCGGGUGAAGUGGUCUCUUAAAAAAGACCUUCAUAAAGUCCCAUCAUGACAACCCAAAUCCCAGUCGACACCUCAUAUCACUAUAUCAAUAAUGUAUUGAUUCAUCUCCUGCUCCUCUCCUCAUUAUAAACUUCUUCAUGUGCAGCUAACCCAUAGAUGAAAUUGAAAGCCAUAUGUUGGCUUGAGCACCACCAUCAUCAAUCCCACUAAAAUGGAAAAGGCUUAUUUCUCAGUUGUGCCACUGGUACAUGGGCUGAAGAAAGAGCCUUUUGCAAAAGCACUCAAAUUGGAAUUGAUCCAUCGGCCGACAGUGGACGAGUCAUUCCUUUUGGAACUAUUGACUUAUUCCACUUACUGUGACAAUUUUAUGACCACUAUAGCAGAUUUUAAGGGAGCAGGAUUUUAGGAGCAAUUGCGAGCACUAAUGUGACUUCUCCAUUUCCCAGAGGUCUUAAUAAUGGAGUGACCUUGGUUUUCAGUGGCUACACAGUAUGUCCAACAUAAUUUAACAGUGCAGCCCGUAAAUGCUGUGAACAUAAUUGAAUGAGUGAGUCUUUCAAGUAGCUAAAAUGAUAAAUGUCCUUGUGUUUGUGUUUUGAACAUAUUCGAUCACUUAGGAAUCACAUGUUGAAGGAUGUUUUUCAUAAAUAGUGUACAAAACAUUACGUUUGGCUUCUUCUUAAAUUUCCUGGCCAGAUGAAGCCGUAUGGUGAAAGCUACAAUCCCAUGUCUUUUUUUUUUUUUUUCCCUUACCUUUUUUUAUCUCACCCUCUAAAUUCUGUUUAAUCAAGAGGGGGAGAUGUAGAUUUGGGGGGAGGCGGAUUACAGGAGGAUUUAGUUUAAGCCUUGAAAGAGCAGAGAAUGGUUCGUACAAAAGGGGACGCUGCUCAAUAUUAGCAGUGUGCUCAAAAUGUUUUCUAUGCGUGGUGUGUAUUAGUCACUUUGAUGUACUGUAAUAGCCGGGAAAAACAAGGGAAGGUUCCAGGGUCAAACGUCAUAGACGGUGUGGUUACACGUUGAACCGUGUGAUCGCUUGAUGAUUGUAUUGCACUUCCUGCCUUCCUAGAAUGUUAAAUUACAUCUCAAAAUGUCUGACACUUUAUGUGAAUGCUGACAUUUUUGCAUAGUAUGACGGAUUAACUGUGUAGCGCUCGUGAAAGCUGCAACCAGUAAAGUUAAAUGUUUCCCCUGAGGGAGGGCGUAUGAUCUGAAUAACCAACUGCUUUAUGACUAAAUAAGGACAGAACAUUUUUACUUUGAUCCAGUGAGACUAAUGGGACAAUUUUACUAUGCAUUUACAAAUAUGUCAAUUUAUUUGUUAGCCACACAACAGCAAUAAUCUGUAAAUAUCUGAUUAAAAUGUGCUGUAACUCCUUUUUAAAGUGUAAUACUGUUUGUCAUCUCAAUGUUCCUUUUUAGCACAUCAAUUAUUUAGACUUUAAGAGGUAUUGUGUUCACGUCCUAGUUGGUAGGAAUACAUUAAUCUUGUCCUAGUACAGAGUAAUUUUUAUAUAGUGCAAUGUAAAAGAAAAAAAUAAACAAUGUAGUUAUUCUUUCAAAAAGUGCAAUUUUCUCCUCACUCUGCUCUCUGUUGUCUUGGAAGCUAACUGUAUUUUUUAUUAUUGCUGAUCUGCAAUAAAAACGGUCUACAUUCUA